AUGUCCGCUCAAGACUACUCUAACACUGAGACCCUCCUUGAUCACUUCCAUAGAGAACGCCACUCUUACCCUUCUACAAUUGCAGUGGAGGAUGGCACAAAAGACACAAACCCCAUAACACGCCCCAAAAUCACUUAUGCUCAACUCGACUCUCUGUCAGAACUAUGGAGCGAACGACUGCACCUUGCUGGAGUAGGCCCCGGCUCUAUUGUUCCUCUUCUCUCCUCACGAUCCAUUUCUAUGGUUGCAGCUACUCUGGCAAUUCUUAAAUUACGCGCUGCUUAUGUACCAAUGGAUGUCCAUUCGUGGGGGAGAGAUCGAAUAGACAGUGUUCUCGGGACUGUCAGCCCGAAAGUUGUCGUAUCAACAUCGAAAACAGGAUCGGAGGUGCUAAUGAAGGGAGCUCAGAGUCAAGACCCUACUCACGGACUCGAUUAUACCGUGGUCACUCUUGAUGACAGUGUCGAUAGAGAUGCUAAAACUGGUGAGGUUACGAUCGUCAACGGGUUUCAUAAACCUAGACUGGUUGGUUCAGAAGACAAUGGCCGUGGCGACGACCUUGCUUAUAUGAUAUUUACUUCCGGAACGACAGGAAAACCAAAAGGUGUGAUGAUCGGCCAGAGGUCAAUCUCGCGCUACGUUAAAGAAGGAGGGGAACUGCCCUUUAACCUUAAUACGACUCGGGGUACGAGAGUCCUCCUCAUCUGCUCAGUUGGAUUUGACGUUUGUGCUGGAAUCAUGUUCAACGCUGUUUGCAACGGAGGAACCAUAGUUCUGGCUGACCCUCCUACCCUUGAAACGAUAGCGAAAGAAUGCUCCGUUCUACCACUCACUCCCAGUAUCCUGGCCACGCUUGAUCCUACCGCUGGGUUUGAGCGUAUAGAAAAAAUCUUCUUAGGGGGUGAAAGUCCCCCACCAGCAUUGAUAGAGGCUUGGACUUCAGAAAACCGCCGGCUGUAUAACUCUUAUGGACCUACCGAAACGACUUGUACUGCUACAAUGGCAGAGUUAAAACCUGGUGUGCCGGCCACAAUCGGCUAUCCAAUCUCCUAUAGUAAUGUCAUUCUCCUUGACAACCAAGGAAAUGAGUCUUCUUCAGAAGGAGAAAUUUUAAUUUCCGGGCUCGGGCUUGCACACGGAUAUUUUCAAGACGCCGAAAAGACCGAAAAGUUAUUUAUCAUGCGCGAUGGUAUUCGCUACUACAAGACUGGAGACUAUGGUAAAAACACCCCUUACGGGCUCCAAUUUUGUGGUCGAAGAGAUCAUAUGGUGAAGAAUCGCGGUUUUUUGAUAAAUCUUGAAGAUGUUGAAUUAGCUCUUUCAUCAUCCCCGAAAGUUGAUCGUGCUUCGGCAUUAAUGUUCCAAGGCAGGCUUUCAGCCUUUGUUGCCCCGAUAUCAGCGAAGGAAGGGUUGCGGGAAUACCUGGGGGAUACUGUUUCUACUUUCCUGGUUCCAGAUACCGUCUACUCGCUUGAUAGUUUUCCAAUGACAAGUAAUGGGAAGGUGGAUAGACGGGCUCUGGUGCAGAUUCUCGGCCAGGGGGGGUUGGCCACCGAUGGUGAGAAUGAGCAGGUUGGUGUAACUGAUCUUUCCUCUGUUGAAGCUGUGCGAAGAGGCUUUGCCCACGUUUUAAAGCUUCCUAUAUCGCAAAUUUCUGAACUCUCAUCCUUCAAAAAUCUUGGAGGUCAUUCUCUAGCUGCUGUACUGCUAGUGACAACCUUGAGAAGAAUGGAAUUCGAGAUCAGUGUUGCCGAUGUCUUGCUGCUCGACUCCGUCCAAAAGAUCGCCUCGUCUGCUAAGACUUCGCCUUCCAUCAACAGAUUACCAGAUGUUUCUUCUUCUACUUCAAAAUAUGAGAAUGAACUUGCACAACUGAGACAGGAUGUAGCAACUGCAAAAGGCUUGACCAUUGACAAUGUCUUACCUAUGACGGAUAUGCAAACGAAGAUGGCACGAGCUAGUAUCGUCACCUCAGGACUGUCUUUCAUAAAGACUUCCUUCACGUUUGACCAUGCUGGAAAAGGAAACUUUCCGUCAAUCCUUAAGGCUGCCUGGAUCCGUCUUAAUGAGCGCCAUGGUAUCCUCAGAACCACAUUUCUCUUGAGCUCUCCUCGUCCAGUUCAAAUAAUCUCUCCGUAUGCUCAACCUGAUUGGGAAGAAAUUGUGACCACCGACUCACGUUGGGAUUCUAUUUGUGAGCGCGAAGAGAUAUUAGACAUGAACGAUUUCACCAAUUUCAAUGAAGAAGAUUCCGGGUCUCUCUCACGGGUCUUGCUUGUUAUAGUUCCUAAUAACCGCACAAGGUUUAUCUGGACAGUUCACCACAGUCUAAUCGAUGGCUGGUCAAUGGCUAACCUUAUGAGUGACUUUUCUACUUGUCUGAACGAGAAUCAGCAAGCACUUCCGCCAGCACCUCAAUUCGCAGAUGUCGCACUUUCAAUGAGCCGUCUCGAGUUUGAACAAAGAGAAAAGGCUAUUUCGUUCUGGAAAGGCUAUUUGAACAGAAACCUGCCGCCCGCACGUCUCAGACUCCCAGAAUCCUCUGAUAUCAACAAUUAUAGAACAUCGACUCAAUCUCAGAGACUUACGGUCACCGUCUCGGCUAUUGAAUCCGCUGCCAAUACCUUUUCUGUGACACCAGCGACUCUGCUUUACGCAGCCUGGGGAAUAGUAAUAUCCAGAUACAGUGGCUCAGAACGUGUUAAUAUCGGUGCUGUUCUAUCAGGACGAAGCCUGCCUAUACCAGGAAUCGAGAACAUCGUUGGCCCAGUCAUCAACACACUGCCACUUCCUUUAAAUUGUUGUACUGAAGAAAGCUCCAGCGAUUCAACAUCCGGACCCCGAACCGUACAAGGUUUCCUUCAAUCUGUGUUCAAAGCUCUAUGCGAGAUUAUCGAAUUCCAGUGGUCCAGUAGCUCCCUGAUUCAGGACGCCUGUGAAAGUAAAUUCGUGGAUCUCUUCCAGACCCUUUUCGUCUUGCAGUAUGACUUUCCAGAUAACCCUUGGGGAAGCAACGCGGUCUCUGCGCCGAGAGAUCAAAAAUACGAAGAGACGACAGAGAUUCCACUUACAAUUCUCUUGGAUAGUAUGGGUGGGGUGUUCAAUGUGAAGUUUCUAUACAGACAUUCUUUUUUCGAGAACUUCAUUAUACACAAUAUGUAUAAGCAUUUUGAUAAUGUUCUCUCCGCUCUUGUUGCAACGGCUCCGGAGGAGGGACUAGAGAGUGUUAUCGGGCGGAUGCUUGGUGUUGAUGAAACCGAGACUUUAAUUGCGCAGCCUCGACCAUCACCUGAGCCUCAGUCCGACCUCUUUCAAUCUCAGUUGGGGUCUUUAGGUAGAUCUCCAAAGUGCCUAGCUGAGGCUAUUGAUAACAUAAUCCGAAACUAUCCCGAAAAUUGUGCUGUUGAAGGAUUGGAUAAAUCCCUCACAUACACGGAAUUGGAUCAAGAUACAAACAGAAUCGCUUCUCGUAUGAUAGAGCACAGUGGACCUGGCAAAGUCGUAUGUAUUAUAAGCGAUGGUAGUAUUGAAUGGCUUCUAGCCAUUGUUGCAACGAUUCGCGUUGGUGCUAUUUACUGUCCCAUUGAUCAAAAGCUUCCUGACAAGAGAAAGAGUUACAUGAUCAGCAACUCUCAAGCGUCAUUGAUUAUAUAUACAAGUUCCAAGCAAGACAGGAUUUCUGGGAGCGAGGCUAUUCCGUUCUUGGACAUUAAAACUGUUCUGUUGGAAACAGUUACAGCCCUUUCGGCAGAUGCCCGACGAAUCAGUUACCGCAGUAGCGAUGAUGUAGCUUGUUUGAUUUACACCUCAGGAAGCACAGGCUUACCAAAAGCCGUUCAAUUACAACAUAAAGGAAUUCUGAGCGUAAUAUCCGAUGGAAAAGGAAGACUGUAUUCUCGCCCAGGUCAACGUAACGCACAACUUCUGUCUCUUGGCUUUGAUUGCUGUAUCAAGGAAGUGUUCUCAACGCUCUGUUUCGGGGCAACACUCGUACUUAAAGACUUCGAAGACCCCAUUGCGCAUCUCAAGAGAGUCGACGCUACAAUGGCAACUCCAUCACUACUAGCAACAUUAGAUCCAUCCGACUACGCCAACUUAAAAGUCAUCACCGUUGCAGGAGAAGCUACUUCACAAUCUCUCAAUGAUAAAUGGGCGGUCGGCGGAAGAAUUCUAAUUAAUGGGUACGGUCCGGCGGAGUGUACUCUGAUCUGUACGACAGCUCGUCUGAACCCUGGAAAGAAGGUUUCCAUUGGCAACGCUGUACCUGGGAUGGCCUGCUAUAUCCUUGACAAGAAAAUGCGACCUGUUCCGCGUGGGGUUAGCGGUGAAAUCUUCAUGUCUGGAACUCAAGUUACGCCGGGAUAUUUAAGAAAUGAAGCAGAGACAGCGCUUCGUUUCCUUGGUAACCCGUUUUAUCCAAAUAUACCUAUGUUCAAGACUGGAGACAUUGGUCGAAGACUAGAAAAUGGAGAAAUCGAGUACAUUGGUAGAGAAGACAAUUUGGUGAAAUUGCGAGGAUUCAGAAUUGACCUGGGAGAGAUUCACAGCACGAUCUCAAGGGUGGCUUCCGCGGCUAGAAAUGUUGCUCUCGUGGUGUUUAAUGGAAGCUUAUUUGCUUUUGUUACUCCUGAGAUGUUGGAUGGUGAAAGUCUGAAGAGGGAUUUGGAAGGUCAGCUUCCUGAGUACGCUGUGCCCAGUCGAGUAAUUCCACUGGCGAAACUUCCGACUUCCACAAACCAUAAGGUUGACAGCAAAGCCUUGAGGCAACUUCUAGUUCAACGGGAAGAGGAAGUGGACAAGAAAAGUCAGGGUCAAGUGCAACUACCUAGGACCGAAACUGAGCGUGUGGUUGCGGGAAUAUGGGCAGAUGUGCUUGGUCGAGAUAUUAACUUAUACCCUAUCAGUCUGACUGAUCGUUUCUUCGAAAUUGGGGGUCACUCUUUAUUACAGAUCCAGGUUUCACAAUUUAUUGCUAAGAAAUGGGAAAUAAACUCGCCACUCAGACUAGUCACUCGGCACCAUAUUCUGCAGGAUUUGUGUCAGGCAAUAGAGAGGGUUAUCGAGGGAAAAGAUUAUGCAAAUAUUGCCUCUAGAAAGCCAAAACGCAAACCGUUCCUGGACUUUGAGCCAAUCGAACGUACUGUAUCGCUUCCACUUUCUUACCUUGAGAAGGAAAUGCUGCUCAAUCAUUUAAUCUCUAGUGGCUCACCGGCUGGGAACAUGACUUUUGUCGGAAAAGUCCGUGGUAACAUUAAUAUACAGGCUAUGGCGGAUUCUUUCCAAUACGUUACGGCAGAAACAGAGGUGUUUCGUUCCAAGUACCUUGUUGUAAAUGGCGAGCUGCAUCGAUCCCAGAUGAGAAGACUACAAGUACCUCACGUUGUUCAAACUGGGAAUAUCGAUGCUUUUAUCCAGGGAAAGUUAAACAAGUGCUUUGACCUUACUGAGGAUCCGCCUGUUGAUGUUUCCAUCAUUAUAGAGUCAUCAACGCAGGCUACAGUUGUGGUUGUAAUGUCCCAUGUCGUUGGAGAUGCAAUAACCAUGGCGAACUACCUCAAAAAAGUGUCCACGAGUUAUGAUAUGCUACAAAGCCCCAAAAACGGCAUGCAUUCCCAAGUCCAGGUAGCGAACAGCGAAAAGUUAACAUACCUCGAUUGGGCAGCGUGGGCAGAAACCACGGAGCUUGACGCAGGACUUGCAAAUUUCUGGAAGUCUUACCUUUCCAAUCUGCCAGAGCCGUUAUCUCUCGGACAGCCUAAGGCAAUUCCUACCUAUAUGGGACUUUCUAGAUCGUCGAUAUUGCCGCAAUCAUUACGCUUGGGACUGUCUCAAUUGGCCACAAGAACAUCAACCACCAUGCAUCAAAUUGUUCUAGCUGGUGUUUUCUUGUGUUUGCAAUGCAUAGAUAGAAGGGACGAUAUGCUUCUCGCGGCACCGUUUACUCACCGAAUCGAGCAAGGCACUGAAACGAUGCCUGGUCUCUUUUUAGACAGACUGAUAAUCCGUCUUCGCAGGGCUCAGGAGGACAGUUUGUCACAAUUUUUAUCUACAGUGAAAGAGAGCAGUCAGCAGUCUUUGGCACAUUUCAUUCCGUUCAAGUCGCUUCGCAAGCUGUUGGAGCUGAACCCUAGUUUAUCCAAUCCACUUUUCAAAAUCAUGGUCACGUACCAUACACAGGUGGAGAGGGGGUCUGUUCUAGAACUAAAGGGGGCUGAAGUCCAGUCCAUCCAUUGCCGCAAAGGCGGUGCCAAGUUUCCAAUAACGUUCGAGUUCACUGAGAAUGCUCACCAUGGUGUUCGCUUAGAUAUGGAAUAUGACUUGGGUUGUGUCUCGGAAGAAAUUGCGACGAGAUUGGAGUUUGCUCUGAUGUUUACUCUGCAACUGAUGGUACUCGAUAGGCCACCUGAUGAGAUCAUCAAACUUGUAUAUGAUUCUUUUCAUACUACAUCAAGACUCUCUUCUGAAGGAACAAUUCUCUUGGCUAACGGCACCCAUACAGCCUCUGAGGGUAAAGAGAGAACUUUACGUCCAGUUGAACAUACAGCUAAACUCAUCCAAGAGGCAAUUAGCGAAUGUCUAGGGCUUAAUGAAGGCGGGGUGAAAGAUCAGCUGUCAUUCUGGGAGCUCGGUGCUCAAAGUACAGACGCAGUCAGGUUACAGUGGCUAUGUAAGAAACAGGGGGUGGAUGUCAGUCUUCGGGAUAUUUUUGUUAUUGGGACUGCUUUAGAACUAGCAAAACGUGCAACCGCAUGUAAAUGA
Messenger RNA from Talaromyces proteolyticus, 6759 nucleotides. RefSeq names its product gramicidin S synthetase 1. The record is from RefSeq and is a predicted model, not a curated record. The coding region runs from base 1 to 6759 and encodes 2252 amino acids. Gene Ontology annotation, biological process: secondary metabolite biosynthetic process; amino acid activation for nonribosomal peptide biosynthetic process. Gene Ontology annotation, cellular component: cytoplasm. The transcript is spliced from 3 exons. Lineage: Eukaryota; Fungi; Ascomycota; Eurotiomycetes; Eurotiales; Trichocomaceae. Gene Ontology annotation, molecular function: phosphopantetheine binding; catalytic activity.